This is a messenger RNA of Pseudozyma flocculosa PF-1, 3177 nucleotides long. RefSeq lists its product as uncharacterized. Bases 1 to 3177 code for a protein of 1058 amino acids. Gene Ontology annotation, biological process: negative regulation of toll-like receptor 9 signaling pathway; apoptotic process. The record is from RefSeq and is a predicted model, not a curated record. Lineage: Eukaryota; Fungi; Basidiomycota; Ustilaginomycetes; Ustilaginales; Ustilaginaceae. The transcript has a single exon.
AUGAUCAGCGACACCAGCCCCGCCACCGAGCUGCCCGACCGCCCACCGCGCGCACCCUCGCGCAACAGCCAAAGGCCCAUGGCGGCCGGCAGCGGCGACCGAAGCAGCCCCUCUGACCUCUCCCUCGCCACCGCCGCCACCGCCACCGCCACCACCACCUCGCCGUCGCCGGCCUCGUCGUCGUCGUCGCCGCCGCCGCCCCUCCUGCCCGGCAUGCGCGUUCCAACCAUCCAGCGCCCCUCGCCCACCUCGCCCUUUUCCGACUGGGAGGCCUACAUUGUCAGCCAGACGCAAAACUGGGACGAGCACCGCCUCAAGAUGCAGAAGGCUGCCACAAACGGAAGGGUCAUGUGGGCAGACCAGGUCCAGCCCGCCGCACCCGCGUCGACCUUGCCCGGCUACCUAAAGGCCCGCGACCUCAACGACUCGUCGACAUCCUCCGCCGCAAAGGCGCCCGAGCUUAGAGGUCGCAAGAGCUUCGAUGCCGCCGCAAAGGCACCCGAACUUCGAGGCCGCAAGAGCUUCGAUGCCGCCGCAAAGGCACCCGAACUUCGAGGCCGCAAGAGCUCCGACGCCACCGCCCUCGCCAGCCCUCGCUCCGCCGGAUCCGCAUCGCCCGCGUCGCCGCCUUCCGCUGCAUCUACCGGCUCCCUCCGCGUCGCCAAGCUGCUCAGCCCAAAGCCCCGUCGCUCGUCCAUGAUCCUGCACGACGAGGCGCCAUCCCCCACCGAAGCCACGCCCGCCAGCGCCUCUGCCUCGACGAUGCCAGACGCCAAGUCGACCAGGAGCAGGCUCAUCAACUACGGCCGCUCCAACCGCCGUGCCUCGAUCCACUCACUCUCGAGCGUCGGCAACCAAAACGACGGCAGCAACGACAUCGGCGCCGACCUCUCCCGCUCCAGCCACUUCCUCUCGCCCACCUCGGCCCUGCUGUCCGGGCUCGGUGCGCCCUUUGUCACCCACCAGGGCAAGCGCUCGAGCGCCUCGAGCGCCAGCGCCAACGGGUCAGAGGCGUUCGACGACGCGCGCAGGGCCUCGAGCAGCACGGGAAGCGCCGUCAGCGACGUCCGCGUCGCCGGCCACCCGCCACGGCCAGCCUUUCUCGAGCAGUACGGUCUCGAGCCCGACAGCGGCGAGAGCGACGAGGAGCACGACGAGGAUGAGGACCAGGACCGGGACCGGGACGAGAUUGCGGGCAGCGACGGCGACCCGGACACGGAUGUAACCACGCCUAGGAUGGAGGACGAAGACGACGUCGGCAGCAAGCUGCUGCCCACCCUCCUCGUCGGCGGCGCGGCAGCGGACCGGUCGUCCAGGUCGUCGUCGUCGUCCAAGCAGGCCAGAGCCGGCAGCCGCCCCGCGACGGGCACCGGCAGCGUGCGAUCCUUUGAUUCGUCGGCGCCCGUCUUUGCCAAUCGCGACCCCUUUGCGAUGGCGUCCAGCUCCUCGCUCUCGUCGAGACCGGGCAGCUUGAUCGCAUCGCCCGUCUCCCCGCUCGGCGUGUCGUCGUCGUCGACAUCGCUCCAUUCCAAGAAGAAGGGCUCGUCGAUCUCGGGCAGGAGGCCGCGCGGCAGCUCGAGCGCAGGUAGCGCCACCACGUCGUCGAUCCUGCGAUCCAUGCCCGUCGGCGAGUACACCCCACGCCGGUCGGACCGCACCGGCAGCGUCUCGUCGAUGCGCUCGGUGGCUGCCAGCGCCACGUCGUCGGUCGUCAAAAAGUCGAGGAGGGGCUACACAAUCGAGCCGCCGUCGGAACCCGUCCCUCCGCUUCCCGUCUCGGUGGGGGCGGAGGCGGUGGCGGCGGUCGAUGCACCCGCCACGGCGCAGCCUCGAGACCGCCCGCAUUCCAAGACUAAGGCCAAGGCCAAGAAGGCGGCGGCGGCGGUGUUUGCGCAGGAUGACGACGACGACGAGGCAGUGGCGGCGGCGGUCGCGGUUGAGGGUGAUGUCGCGGAUCGGGAGAGCAUCCUCUCGCACUCGUCGCGCUCCUCGAGCCUCAGCAAGGUCGAAGGUCAGAUCCUGGCUGCACCGCCGCUCAACCUGCCCGCCGUCGUCGUCGAAGCCGAUUCGGAUGGCAAAGGCCUGGAAGAGCGGGACACCGGCGUGGCAAAGGCAGUGGCCUCUGCCAAGGCUGGGCUCGAGAAGCACCAGUCGAUCGACGCCGGCGCCCGCAGCCGCAGCAGCAGCCGCGGCGCAAGAGCGCAGACAGAGGCCGAGGCCCAAGCGGAGUGGGACGACCUGCAGAUUGAGCGAUUCCUCCGCAGCGUGCGCGUCCACAUGGACGCCGAGCAGGCCGUCGCGCUGCUGCAGAGGGGAGAGCUGCGCGACCUCCUUGACCCGACCGAGGCGGUGGCGGGCAACGACGCCUCGUCGUCGCUGCUGGAGCUCAAGGACAACGUCGAGCGGCUCUACGUCUCCGGCGCAGGCAGCCGCGGCGGCGACGGCGACGAUGGCUGCGAUUCCGCCUACGAGGCCAUGCUGCGGCGGGUGUCGUCCGUGACGCAGUGGGAGGAUCCGGUCGUGACGUCGGCGGCCGCAUCGCUCUACGCCCUCUGCUGGUACCGCGGUCUGCUGCUGCCGCUCGUGUUUGCCUCGAUGGCGGCGUUGCUCCUCGAGGCUCGCUUCGUCGACGUUCCCAAGGCGGCCGAUCACCUCCGAGCGACGACGCGAGCGCAGCGCAAGAGGAUAGACGUUGUCGAUGCCAUCGAACGCAGCCUCUUUUCGGCGUCGUUUGGCGGCGGCGGCGACGAUGGGUCGGGAGCAGGGACCGACGACGACGACGCAGCAGCCGCAGCAGCUUGCUCGGAUGCAGCGGCGGUGCUGGCCACGACGAGCGGGGCCGUGGCGACGCUGGCGGACCUGCAGGAGAAGGCGCGGCGCAUCGCGACGUGGCACUCCUCGGCGCGGGGCAGCAGUUUGGCCCUCGUCGCCCUCCUGGCCGCCCUCGCGCUGGCCAGCUGCUCCCUCUCGCCGUGGGCCCUCACCCGGCUCGUGGGCGGGUGCAUCGGCCUGCUCGUCUUUACGCCCGCACCGACCCGCGCACGGCUGUGGGAUAGCCGGGCGUGUACGCGCCUCUGGGCCUGGUACGACCGUGUACCCACCGACCGGCAGCAUGCGCGCAGCGUCCUCCGUCGCAGGGUGGCCGCGGCGGCGGCGGUUUCGUCGAGAACCGAGUGA